Sinocyclocheilus rhinocerous is the source of this 3017-nucleotide messenger RNA. It is a transcript of the gene arhgef2b, whose product is annotated as rho/rac guanine nucleotide exchange factor (GEF) 2b. The record is from RefSeq and is a predicted model, not a curated record. The coding region runs from base 181 to 2808 and encodes 875 amino acids. Lineage: Eukaryota; Metazoa; Chordata; Actinopteri; Cypriniformes; Cyprinidae. Gene Ontology annotation, cellular component: cytoskeleton; ruffle membrane. The transcript is spliced from 21 exons. Gene Ontology annotation, molecular function: guanyl-nucleotide exchange factor activity; microtubule binding. Gene Ontology annotation, biological process: cell morphogenesis; positive regulation of neuron differentiation; regulation of Rho protein signal transduction.
GAAAAAAAAACCCUUGCGUGUCUUAUUAAACACAGUUCAUGUAAGACUGAAUUGAGCUUGAAUACACAUGUAUAUUUUUCAUAUUACUUAACGCACUGGAUGCUUAUUUUCUGAACAAGAUUCAAACAUCUGGAUUUUAUAUAGCCCGACUGCUGUUGGUAAAGUUGUUAUUUUCUCGCGAUGUCCCGUGUCUCGGACCCGUUACCGAAAGCACGCCAGGAAAAAAUGAAAGACGUUAAUGUAAAGAACAAAGAGAAAGAGCGGAAGGCACGGGAGAAAGAGACAAAGGAGCGUGAGUCGCGUUACAGCAAUGGUCACCUGUUUACCUCCCUCAGUGUUUCUGCCACCACACUCUGCUCUGCAUGCAACAAGAGCAUCACUGCAAAAGAAGCCCUCAGCUGCCCAACUUGCAAUGUAACCAUUCACAACCGCUGCCGUGACACACUGGCCAACUGCGCCAAAAUGAAACAGAAGCAACAGAGGCUGGCUCUGGUCAGGAACACCGCAACUUUACAUAAUGUGGCCCUCCGCAGCAAAAAUCCAAUAUUGAAGGAGAGGCCGAGUUCAGCCAUUUACCCAUCAGAGACGCUGAGACAGUCUUUCCUCGGUUCCCGCAAAGGACGCUCCACGCUGUCCCUCAGCAAGAGCGUCUCCACCAAUAACAUUGCAGGAAGUCUGAAUGAUGAUUCUCCUGUCGGACUGAGGCGGAUUCUGUCUCACUCCACAGACUCUCUGAACUUCAGGAACAGAGCCAUGUCCAUGGAAUCCCUUAAUGAUGAAGGAGAAAUGUAUUAUGCAUCAAUGUUGGAGGAGCUGGAGAAGGAUGGGAAGGAUUUUGAGGCAGAUUCCUGGAGUCUGGCUGUGGACUCUUCUUAUCUACAGUCUCAGCGCAAAGACGUCAUCAAGAGACAAGACGUCAUAUACGAGCUGAUUCAGACGGAGCUGAACCACGUGCGUACGCUGCGGAUCAUGGAGGGGGUGUUUCGCAGAGGAAUGCUGGAAGAGGUGUUGAUGGAGAUGGGUGUAGUUCACGCCAUCUUUCCUUGCUUAGAUCAGCUGCUGUCUAUUCAUUCAAAUUUCCUGAGCCAACUACUGCAGAGAAGAAACAAUAGCCUGGCACCCAGCAGCACCCGCAACUUCACUAUCCAAAAGCUGGGAGAUAUACUGGUGGAGCAGUUCUCAGGUCAGAAUGCGGAAGAGAUGAGGAAAUGCUACGUUGAAUUUUGCAGUCGACACUUGAAAGCUGUGAAACUCUAUAAGGAGCUGUUGGCCCGUGACAAGAGGUUCCAGCAGUUCAUACGGCGGGUAAGCAGAGGCUCUUUACUGCGUCGCCAUGGUGUCCAAGAGUGCAUCUUACUCGUCACCCAACGCAUCACUAAAUACCCUGUACUUAUCAAGCGCAUACUAGACAACACUAAAGGUAAUGAAGAAGAGAGUAAAUCUCUGGCUGACUCUCUGACGCUCAUCCGGGAGCUGCUGUGUUCCGUGGAUCAGCAGGUUCAAGAGUUAGAGCGAGCACAGCGUUUGCAGGAGAUCCAGUCCCGUCUGGACCCGCGAGCUGAGACGAAAGUUAAGGGUGGAGGAGUGUUUGGUGGAGGAGAGCUGCUGCGCCGUAGACUCAUUCACGAGGGAGCACUGCUCUGGAAGACUGCUCAAGGCUCCAGACUCAAAGAUGUGCAUGUUUUGUUAAUGACAGACAUCCUGGUGUUCAUGCAGGAAAAAGACCAGAAGUAUGUUUUUCCCUGUCUGGACAAACCGGCAGUACUGUGCCUUCAGAAUUUGAUUGUGAGAGAUAUAGCCAAUCAGGAGCGAGGAAUGUUCCUCAUCAGUCACUCCACACCUCCAGAGAUGUACGAGCUCCACGCCGCCUCCAAACAGGACAGAAACACUUGGAUGAAACUCAUUCAGCGGACAGUGAGCAACUGUCCAUCAAGAGAGGAUUUCCCUCUGAUUGAAACUGAGGACAAAGCUUUGCUACGACGACUCAGAGCUGAUAUCCAGCAGAAGGAUCGUGAGGUUUUGGAGCUGUUACAGGAGCGUGUGACAUUGUUCUCUGAUUUGGCCGAGGCCACCGGAGGUCAGAAUGUUAAUGUUCCCACAAACUCCAGAAAUAUAUUCAGAGCAGAUACGCCCUACGCUCCCCCGGCGGAAAAGCUACUGAAUGACGCCAUUGUUGAGGUGGACAGAAUGAGUGAAGUGCUGUUGGGUUCCUGCAUUGAGCGUCCACAGUCCUGCAGAUUGAACGGUGAAUCGACAGAGGUACAAUUCACCUCUAAAACAACAGAUAAAGGAACGAUAUCGGUUAACGGAAUCCAUGAAAUAAACAGUCCAUCCAACAAGGACAGGAAUGGGAACCAGCUGCAGGACAAGAUGUUAAAUGAGGAGGUGUGCCAAAGACUUGUGAACCUCAGCACUCAGCUUCAUGCACUACAGGCUGCAGUGAUCAAGCAGGACUCAUUCCUGGAGGUGUACAUGCAGAAGGACUUGUGUCCCACUACAGCAGCAGUGCCGGAGGCAGGUGGUCCUGAGGGUACUCAAGGAGAUCUGGCAGAGCUACAACGCAAGUACAACCUCCUGCAAGGAGAAGUGAUCCGACUGCGGGCCGCCCAGGACAAGACGGGCGAUAGAGCGCCAAUUCAGCUUGAAAAACAACUCCAAGAGCUACGGCUUAAAGACACAAUGGACACACGUGACACAUUGAUCUCACAGGAAACAGCAGUUCAGGUGGAUGGCAUGCAAGAGGACAGUCCCAGAGAUCUGCAGGAUAUUCCAGAGGAGAGCGAGUGUGGGACUGAAGCUCACAGUUAACAUCAGCUCAACUAGAAGAUCCUACCUUAACCUCCGCCAAAACUCUAGAAACUCACCUCAGCAGUCAGUUAUGACUCAAGGCCUUGUUCACACCACGCCAAAUACCGAAAAAUCUGCUGCGGUUGAAUUUAAUUUGAAAGAACUGCUGUUAAUGCAUCCGUCACUAACAUUUACAUGCUGGCAAUGUGACUUUUUUUUUUUUUUUUUAC